CGGCUUUGUGAAGAACUACGGUGAAGAAGACGGAGACGGGAGAAAGCAGCACCAGACAUGGCUCCCAGGAAAAGGACCACCAAGCAGCAGAAGAUCAACCCCAGGACGGCCAAGCUGGAGGCUUUUCUGGAGGAUUUCGACAGCGAGGUAAAAACCAGAAUUGGACAGCUGAAGGAGAAGCUGAACCAGCUGCUGAAAGAUGUGGACAACGCCUACGGCAUGGCGCUCAUUAAGAUCCCCAAAGCCGUCCGGAAGACCAACUGGUUGGAGCACUACAUGUCUGAGAAACCGAAGACCCCAGAAGUGGAGAACUCAAAGAGAGAAGAGGAAGCUGCCAUUGUUGAAAGCGUCGUGGCCGAGGAUCACGCGGUUCUUCUGAAGAACGCCAAGAAAACUCCAAAGAAGAAACGUGCCGCCAAGUCCAGUUCUCAGGACGGAGUCACUCCCAGCACCACGAGGAAGGCAAGAACAACAAAGAAGCCUCCAACUACCUCCAAAAGAGCAAAAGCACUGGGAGUCGCCAGAGACAGCACGGCCAUCAGACGGUCGAGCAGGAAGCCUCUGGUCACGCCGGCCAGAAGCUUGCUGGACUCUUCGGUGAUGAUCGGCGCCACUCCUCUGGUCACUCCACGCUUCGACCCGCGCCUCCCCAAGACCCCCGCCACCAGAGGGCCCCGCCACAAAGAGAGGGUCUUCAGCAUUUCCGUCAACGGCUCGCCCAUCGCCGGGGGCAGCAACGACAUCUUCAUCAGCGUUCCUGUGGGGAACGGAGAGAGCAUCCAGCUGCUGGCCAGCCAGAUGGACUCGGUGGAUCUGUCGCUGCUGGAUGAGAACGCUCUGAAGAGCCUUCGCCAGCUGCAGACUCGCCUCACCUCUCUGUGCGGGACGUCGCAGUAACCAGAACACUCUUAUUCUGAAAAGCCAACUGUCUUCAGAGAUGGUGUGACCUCCUCUGGGGUCGGAUGUACAUAUUCUGGUUAUGUUUUCUAUUCUUCACACACAUUUGAAAGAUAUUUUAGGGAAAUGUUCAUGUUUUUGAAGUGUGUAACUCUGUCACCGUCAUGUGUGGAUUUAACAUCUCUUUAAUUUUUAAGAGGAUUUCAAACUGAAAUGGGUUUUCUGAAUACUGUCUUCCCUCUCUUAUGAUUUUCUCUCUAAUAUCACCAAAAGCAUG
Molecule: messenger RNA, 1174 nt
Organism: Salarias fasciatus (jewelled blenny)
Lineage: Eukaryota; Metazoa; Chordata; Actinopteri; Blenniiformes; Blenniidae
Gene: cdca8
Product: cell division cycle associated 8
Exons: 11
Coding region: 58-897 (279 amino acids)
Biological process (GO): mitotic sister chromatid segregation
Cellular component (GO): chromosome, centromeric region; spindle midzone; chromosome passenger complex
Source: RefSeq, a predicted model, not a curated record